UGGGAAAUUUCUCCACCGCAAAUUUUUCAGAAGUAAACUUGCUUCUGAAAUAUUGUUUAAAUUGUUCUAGUCUCUGAGAUAUGAUUGCUGUUGUUCAUUGAAGAUGGAGUAAUGCAACGGAUGUCUUUGUGAAACCAAGCUUAUUUCUGGGAUAUUAUCUGGAUCUUGGAAGGAUAUCGGAAUUGCCUCUCAUCUUCCUGAAAGAAUUUGAACCAGAUUUGGAAAACUGGUUUUUUGUGCUCACUUCAUUUUGUGCAGCCAGUGAUUACGUUCGGUUGGGAACGGAUAGAAAAACUGAUAUUGAGUCACACAUCGUCACUCAGAUACACUUGUCAUGGUGCUGUCACAGAGGCAACGGGAGGAGCUAAAUAAAGCGAUAGCUGACUACCUGAGCAGCAAUGGUUACAUGAACUCUCUGAAUGAGUUUCUCAAGGAGGCAGACAUGCCGGCCGAGAUCGACAAGAAGUAUGGCGAGCUCGAGAAGAAGUGGACAUCUGUCAUCCGGCUACAGAAGAAGGUCAUGGACCUCGAGGCGAAGCUCGCAGAUGCGGAGAAGGAGUACAUUGCUGGAGCGCCCUCUAGAGACAAGCGCUCGCCGGCGGAGUGGAUCCCGCGGCCGCCGGAGAAGUACUGCCUGAGCGGUCACCGCGCACCCGUCACCAAGGUCGUGUUCCACCCUGUGUUCAGCAUCAUGGCCACCUCCAGCGAAGACGCGUCGAUAAAGCUCUGGGACUACGAGACCGGGGACUUUGAGCGCACACUGAAGGGACACACGGACUCGGUGCAGGACCUGGCGUUCGAUCACACGGGCAAGUGGCUCGUCUCCUGCUCCGCGGACAUGAGCAUCAAGCUGUGGGAUUUCCAGGUGUACGAGUGCGUGAAGACAUUGCACGGUCACGACCACAACGUGUCGUCGGUGCAGUUCAUGCCUAGCGGAGACUUCAUCGUGUCGUCGAGCCGUGACAAGACGAUCAAGAUGUGGGAGCUGGCGACGGGCUACUGUGUGAAGACACUGACGGGACACAGGGAGUGGGUGCGCUGCGUGCGCGUCAACUCCGACGGCUCGCUACUCGCUAGCUGCUCCAACGACCAGACCGUGCGCGUGUGGGUUGUGGCCACGAAGGACUGUAAGGUUGAGCUGAGAGAGCACGACCACGUUGUCGAGUGCGUCGAGUGGGCGCCGGAAGCCGCUAACAACGCCAUCUGUGAGGGAGCGGGCACCGACCCGAAGAAGGGGAGCAAUCGCGCGGGACCGUUCCUCGCCUCCGGAUCGCGAGACAAGAGCAUCAAAAUCUGGGACGUGAGCAUCGGCGUCUGCGUGUUCUCCAUGAUCGGACACGACAAUUGGGUGAGGGGCAUCCGCUUCCACCCGGGCGGCAAGUACCUGCUUAGCGCGUCCGAUGACAAGACGCUGCGGGUGUGGGACCUGAAGAACAAGCGCUGCAACAAGACCCUAGACGCUCACCAGCACUUCUGCACUUCUGUUGAUUUCCACAGGAACUCGCCGUAUGUGAUAACAGGCAGCGUCGAUCAGAGCGUCAAGGUAUGGGAGUGCCGUUAGUGCCACCUGCUGGGUGGAAUAGGCAACAGCGGACGGACAAGCAAGUCGCACUUCGGCGCUCGUUCGUUUUAGUCGAGCGUUCGAGCAACAAUCUUUGGCGCGUAACAUAUUCCCCGCUUUCCCCGAGCAGUGUAGACUUUCCGUCAUCGUGAGGUGCCGAGAUCGCGCGUGCGCCUGCGCCGCAAAACUCUCUGUCCUUCUCCUCCGUGUGUCGCGGGCUGUUUCUCCGACGAUUCCGCAGCUUGGUCGCUUACCCGCAGAGUAAAAACUCGUGGGCGAUGUGCCCUGUGCGAGGUUGAAAAUCUACUCGUGGUGCACACACACACACACCGUGCGUUGUACGUACGUGUGGUUUGU
Messenger RNA from Priapulus caudatus, 1918 nucleotides. RefSeq names its product lissencephaly-1 homolog. Gene Ontology annotation, molecular function: protein binding. Lineage: Eukaryota; Metazoa; Priapulida; Priapulimorpha; Priapulimorphida; Priapulidae. The record is from RefSeq and is a predicted model, not a curated record.